Molecule: messenger RNA, 1816 nt
Organism: Trematosphaeria pertusa
Lineage: Eukaryota; Fungi; Ascomycota; Dothideomycetes; Pleosporales; Trematosphaeriaceae
Exons: 1
Coding region: 179-1813 (544 amino acids)
Source: RefSeq, a predicted model, not a curated record
GACAGUGCACACAGCGCUCAAUCACUAACACCCCUCUUCGCAGCGGGGCUUCCUUUGCGAGGCCGACUCUUAGCGACCCAUCCUCCUCUCUGCACCGAACAGCUCGACUGCCAUCCAGCGAGUAGAUCUAUACGCCGACGCUAAAGCUCUACCGCAGACGUUCCAUCCAUCCCAAGCAAUGCAAAGCGCCACGAAGAGACGCGCCGCGGCCGCUUUGCGGAGUACUCGCUCCAAUGCGGUCGUCCUCAAAGACAACAACGGCAACAUAAUCGAUCUCAACAAGAUCUCGGUAGUCGCAGGGAACGGGGAGAGUACUAUACGUUUGGGGGCAUUCGAUGGCGGUUCCAGUGCACCCGCUGGGCCGUCCCAGGAAAGCGCCACGACUAAUUUGAUCGCCCCGGGCUCGUUGCAUGGGCGCUCUGGGACGGCGGCGAUCAAAGACGGCGACGGAAACUUGACGGCGUCCCCCAAAGCUGCGGCUGAGGUAGCGGUCCCAAACCGAGGCAGCUUGGGCGGCACAGGAGAUCGCCGCAGCGAAUCCAGGAAGAGCGGUCCUGUACCUCAAGCAGCGUCCACCAAAGCCUUCUCCACACCUCCCUUAGGCGGCACUGGCAGCGAUCCCGAGACAGGCACCCAAAACGCCAGAGACAGAGCGGUCGAAGUAGCCCGCGGCGGACCCAGGGAGAGCGGACCUACAGCGUCAACUGCGGCAUCUUCCACACCCCCGACGGCGGCUCCUGCCCAUCCUCUCUCCUACAACGCACCGCCCAUCCCCCCGGCCCCUUCAAACCCCGUCUCUCCCUUCCCCCCUCCCAACCCUCGCCACAAGGCCCCUCCACACCACCACCCUCCCACCGCAUGCGCCCACCAAACCUGCCACUUCAUCAACAAGCCCGGCCAACUGCAGCACUGCUCCUUCGGUGUCUGCCCCCUCUGCCGCGACAUCAACACGCUGGUCCAACAAGUCGAAUCCAGCCUCUACACGCGGUGGGAGCGGGACGUCCGCGACCGCGAGGCGGUGCAUAAGCGGGUCGUAGACGCAUUUCAUGCCCGGCAUGCGGAGGAGUUGUCCAGGCUGAGGGCUGCGGCUGCGCAGUUCAAGCCUGUAGGCGACUUGGGAGGCCCGUACGCGGCGGAGCAGACGACCAAUUUGGAUGGGAGAAAUGACGGGACGGAAAAGACGGCCGAAGCGGGAGAUAAAGAUAACGAGCUGCUCGAGCUAGAGCGAAGCCACGAGCAGGCGAUAGAAGAGUUGAAAACCCAGCACCAACACUCGAUAACCCAACUGAACGCCUCCCACGCAGAGACGGUAUCGCAACUUCAAGCCCAGCACCAACACGCCCUAUCCGCGGUAGAAAAGCAGUCCCAAAACCACCUCACCACCACACACGACAUCUACACGCAAUCGAUCUGGGACCAGAAGCUCCAGAGCGAGGAAGACAUCGCCAAUCUGCACACGCACUACGCAAAGGAAAUCGAGCAGCUCAAAGCUCAACACGACGAAGAAAUCUCCCACCUCAACGCCCGCAUCGCUGACCUGACAGAGAGCCUCGCAGCCGCUAAACCCGCCAAACCAGGUAAAUCCGCCAAAGACAUCCAACUCGACGAGCUGCGCGAGAAAGUAGCCCAGACGCGCCAAGCCACGGCGAAGGAGGCGGCGGAGCUGCAAAAGGAGCGCGAGGAUUUGAGCAAGCUGAAAGCCGCUAUAACGGCUGCGAGCCCGCCGCCCGCGUUCAAGGUGACUGUAAAGCCGGACAAGAAGGGCAAGGACAAGAGGAGGCAGAAUGAAGGAGCUGGGAAAGAACCAGCCUAGGAG